Trifolium pratense (red clover) is the source of this 342-nucleotide messenger RNA. RefSeq names its product protein GLUTAMINE DUMPER 5-like. The transcript has a single exon. Bases 1 to 342 code for a protein of 113 amino acids. Lineage: Eukaryota; Viridiplantae; Streptophyta; Magnoliopsida; Fabales; Fabaceae. The record is from RefSeq and is a predicted model, not a curated record. Gene Ontology annotation, biological process: regulation of amino acid export.
AUGGGUCCUUAUAGCACUUUAGCAAGAAACCUUUCCACCAUGAAUGCAACAUCAAUAUCAGAAGCAAAUAGUUUAAGAAACUUGAGUUCUCCAGUUCCUUACAUCUUUGGUGGCUUAGCUUUCAUUCUUGGAGUUAUAACCAUAGCACUACUCCUCAUAGCUUGUUCAUUUUUUAAACAAUAUUCAUCUUCUACCUCACCUAAUGAUGAAGAUAAAUCAUCCAACAUGCAUGUGAUGGAUAUGGAUCAGGUGAAUUUAGAGCCAAAGAUUGUUGUGAUUAUGCCUGGAGAGAGUAAUCCUACUCAUUUGGCUAAGCCACUUUCAUCCAUAAGCCAUAUUUAG